Melanotaenia boesemani (Boeseman's rainbowfish) is the source of this 3665-nucleotide messenger RNA. RefSeq names its product heparan sulfate glucosamine 3-O-sulfotransferase 6. The coding region runs from base 322 to 1413 and encodes 363 amino acids. The record is from RefSeq and is a predicted model, not a curated record. The transcript has 2 exons. Gene Ontology annotation, molecular function: [heparan sulfate]-glucosamine 3-sulfotransferase activity. NCBI's taxonomy places the organism in Eukaryota, Metazoa, Chordata, Actinopteri, Atheriniformes, Melanotaeniidae.
CCCACGGGAGCGCACAGACGGAACGGAGCGGAGCGCGACAGAAACAUGAAGACUGGCUGAGACUUUGAAGAACCAUUGAAGAAAUCAAUAUGCUGUCUAUUGUGCUUUGAAUCAAGACACAGACACACUUUGAGGAUAACGAGCUAUAGGGACAUUUGGAGCUUUUUGAUGCGCUUUGGGCAGGUUUUGCGCCUCUUGUUGUGGCACAAACAAAUAAAGUGAAUUCAGUUACUCUCUGAGUAACGGUGAAAGACAGUAGUAUGAGGUCACUUUACAUGCCAUGUUUCGUGCGUUGUAUCCUCGUGAUUGUGAUUGCGACCCAUGGGAUGUAGUAAAUGGAGAGCUGCGUUCAACUUUGGACACCUGAAGGCGCAGUCCAAGCUGUCCGUCUUCUUUACAAUGAUAAUUCUUUUCACUUACCUCUUUUACUGUCUCAGCGGAUAUUGUGACUCCCUGCCCCGACCUGUAUAUGACCAUCAGGGUAAUCUUCAAAACAGAAUUAUCUCAAACGAUGGGCAAGAAACUGAACAGCGCGGCGCGUAUAACGCGUCCCCUGCCUCGUUUGUUCGGGAACAGCUUUCAGACCUAUCAAAAAACGGUAAACCAGCCAAUAAUAUUUCUAUAGCUAAUACUUUUGGCAGCAAAAAGUUCCCUCAGGCCAUCAUCAUCGGGGUGAAGAAAGGUGGCACUCGGGCUCUGCUGGAGUUCCUGCGCAUCCACCCGGACGUGAGAGCCGUAGGCGCAGAGCCGCACUUCUUUGACCGCUUCUACGAAAAGGGACUGGAAUGGUACAGGAACUUGAUGCCUCGUACCCUAGAGGGUCAGAUUACCAUGGAGAAGACUCCAAGUUAUUUCAUCACCAAAGAAGCUCCUCGGCGUGUCCUCUCCAUGAGCCGCCUCACCAAACUCAUCGUGGUGGUGCGAGAUCCUGUGACCAGGGCUGUUUCUGAUUACACUCAGACUCUGUCCAAAUCUCCCGGGCUCCCAUCCUUCCAGAACUUGGCCUUCCGCAAUGCCACCACGGGCCUCAUUGACACGUCCUGGAGCGCUAUACGCAUUGGCAUCUACGCUAAGCAUUUAGAGAACUGGCUGCGUUUCUUCCCUCUCUCACGGUUUCUUUUUGUUAGCGGGGAACGUCUCGUGACAGACCCAGCAGGUGAGAUGGGCCGGGUCCAAGACUUUCUAGGGCUUAAACGUGUGGUUACAGAUAAGCACUUCUACUUCAACCAGACCAAAGGUUUCCCCUGCCUGAAGAAGCCUGAGGGGAGCAGCAGGCCACGUUGCCUGGGGAAGUCAAAGGGCAGACCCCAUCCUCAGAUACCAUCGGAGGUCCUGCUCAGACUCAGAGAUUUUUACAGACCAUUUAAUCUCAAGUUUUAUCAAAUGACUGGCCAUGAUUUUGGCUGGAACUGAAUGGCUACUUACCAAAGAUCUUACAAAUUCUCAGUAUCAGUCUUACUGUCUGCGCCCUUGAUUAUGGAAAACAUGCCAUUCUUUUAUUAACUAAGUGAAGAUAACCUAAUGCCAACAAAUAUGUCAGCCUUAGAAAAGUAAUGUCAGUGACAUUUGUUACAAGUUCAACCUUCAGAGCCAUUUAAAAAUGCAAAAACUUAUGAGGGCUGCUGCAAUGAAACAAGCACAAGCCAAACUAGCCAAUGCUGCAAAGAGAUGUUCCCACAGUCUUAAAUGAAAACGGCUUACAAGCCUUGACAAACACAACCAAGACCAACUUAUUUGAAUUUUGCACAAUGGUACAAUCACAUUGAAUAUGAAUGCGUGCUGGUGAGACAUAACAUUCAUCAUGAUUCAGUUCAAUCACCUCUGGAUAUCUGAGAAGACGUUUAUAGUGUAUACAGCUGUACAAAGUUAAUUUCUCUUUCAUUGUUCUCAAUGCAAAAUCAUUACAUAGCCUGUUUUUAUUUAUUUUUUUCUCUAAGAUGUAGCAAAGAUUCAAUGCCUGAUACAUGUUAAACAUACCCAUGCUGUGAUUUUGCUCUUAUUUAUUACCCCCAAUACAUUACACAGCAAUGUAUUGGGGGAAAUAAAUCUGAAAAGAACAUCUGCAACUGUUUGCGGAGUCUCACCUCCACAAACUGUAAUUUCAUGUAACUGUGCAUUGUUAUAAAAGGGUUAAUUUAUUAGCAGACAAACUGUUGUAGAGAUUUUUUUCUUUGAGAAUUUUGUAUUUUAAAAUCUGCUGAAAAUUCUGACUAAAUCUUUUAUUCCAAAAGAUCUUAGUAAUAUUUAUGUGCUGCAUUUCUGGGGGAAAAAAUCACUUCCUUCUCUUUGUAUUCAUUCCAAACAAGUGAAGAAGACAAUGUACAUCUGUUGGGCAGAUGAUUUCCUUUUGGAAGAGAAUUACCAGACACGGGGAAAAACAGACUACAAAACGCAGUCUGUCACUUUUGUAGAAUUUUAAGACUUAGUAAAACUGACAUUUAUUUACAUCAUGUUGAAAUCUCCCUAAAAUCAAGUGUUAAGCUCUUGAAAUGUGCUCAGGCAAUCCCUCAAUGGAUAAAAGGAAAAAGGGUAUAAAGCAGAAGUCUUGGGUUUCUGUUCCAUUAGCUGCUGUUAUUUAAUACAAUCUCUCAUUCAACAUUAGCUGGCUUUCUGAAAAAUUUAACUGUUUUUUGGAUUCACUCUCUAAUGUAAGACUUACCAUCUUUUACUAUUUCAGUUUCUACAUUUGCAGCAGUGCAUGAACUGAUCAUACAGCUUAUUUCUCCCACAUUUAGUCCUAUAAGUGACCUUUCCUUUAAUUUAUGCUGUGAUAUUUUUAAGGAAAAUGCUAAAUUAUCAAAAUAAAUUUGUUUUAUUUAAACCUUUAGAGAGAAAAACACACAACUGAAACUUAGUGUGAACUGAUGUCAGAAGGUUUUUGAUAAUCCUUUUGAGCCCUGUGUCUGUUUUCAUGGCCUCUGCUUGAAAAUUGCAUCCCCAUAAAGUAAUGAGAAUAUCUCCGCAACCACAAGGUCUACAUGAAUAAUUUUGGGGUCAAAAGGAAUACUUGUGAGACUUUUUAAGAUGUGUAAAUAUAAGUAUAUUAGAGUUAAUGAAGAUGGCAGAUAGGAAAACGGAAAAAGGUUUCAGGCUCACCAAAAAAAAAAAAAAAAAAGCAAAAAACAUUUCAAGGAUGAAUUAAAUAUCCCUUUAGAAUUAUACAACCACAGCUCUAAUCUCUACCAAUACACAUCAAGCAUAUGCUCACACUUGUUCAAAUGUACACAUACAUAUCAACUAAGUAAUCACCAUCUCUUUAUUCUAGACCAGUCACACAAAACUACAAACCAAUAGGCCAGUGUUUUUUCAUCUCUACCCUCAUCAAAAAGUUUAAUACAACAAAUAAGAGAUUGCCCAACUUUAGAUAAUACUCCUGCAACAAUAGAAUGAAGUUUUGACAAUAAGCAGUACCAAUGUCAUUAUUACAGCUACAUAAAAAGGGUCAUGAAGAAUCUCAACUUGUGAUCGUCAUGUUAUGUUCAGCUUGUCACCCACCAUCUUACCUGUAUCGUGUAUAUUUUAACCAGUCAGCUCAUUUCCUGUUGCUGCUGGCUGCGCGCUGCUGCCAGCGAGGACUUGGAAAAUGGUCUGUUCUAUGAUUGACAGGAAAACAAAUGAGCAAGCUAAAUAUUUAGCUGCUCAUUCAAACAUACUGUAAAAGAGUU